Acomys russatus (golden spiny mouse) is the source of this 2126-nucleotide messenger RNA. RefSeq names its product MAGUK p55 scaffold protein 2 (gene Mpp2). NCBI's taxonomy places the organism in Eukaryota, Metazoa, Chordata, Mammalia, Rodentia, Muridae. The record is from RefSeq and is a predicted model, not a curated record. Gene Ontology annotation, molecular function: protein binding. The coding region runs from base 344 to 2053 and encodes 569 amino acids. The transcript is spliced from 12 exons. Gene Ontology annotation, cellular component: cell-cell junction; plasma membrane.
UGAGAGGGAGGUCCCAAUCCAGAGGGACUUACUCCGGUCCCUCAAGCUCGAGCUCAUCGCCACCUCCCUACCUGCUCAGGGUACUAAGUGACAAGGGAUCUGGCUAGUUUAGGAUGUGACUCUCUCCUGCCACCGCCCUCCUCCCACCCAUUACCGCCCCCUCCUCACCAGCAGGCGGGCUUUAGCCAAUCAACAAGGCGGUCCGGGAGGAAGAGCCUUGCUAUUGGCUGAUCCUCCAGUGCUCCUAGAGUCCCGCCUUCUUUAGCUCAGCCGGCUUCUAGCUGGGAAGGCGCCGACCUCGCGGGACGCGGGAGACAGUUCCAGGGUUGCCAAAGGGGUCGCCAUGGCCUGCAGCCCAGGCAGUGGAGUUUCCUUGGAGGGGAUUUCCCUGGGCUCCUCUGAAGAAGCAGAGCUCCGUAGGGAAGCCAUGCAGCAAGUCUUGGACAACCUGGGAUCCCUCCCCAAUGCCACUGGGGCUGCGGAGCUGGACCUGAUCUUUCUUCGAGGCAUUAUGGAAAGCCCCAUAGUCAGAUCCCUGGCCAAGGCCCACGAGCGGUUGGAGGAGACGAAGUUGGAAGCUGUUCGGGAUAACAACCUGGAGCUGGUGCAGGAAAUCCUCCGGGACCUGGCACAGCUGGCGGACCAGAGCAGCACCGCGGCAGAGCUGGCGCGCAUCCUCCAGGAACCCCACUUCCAGUCCCUUCUGGAGACACAUGACUCAGUGGCCUCAAAGACCUAUGAGACGCCACCCCCCAGCCCAGGUCUGGAUCCCACGUUCAGCAACCAGCCGGUACCUCCUGAUGCAGUGCGAAUGGUGGGCAUCCGCAAGACUGCAGGAGAGCAUCUGGGUGUGACAUUCCGAGUGGAGAGCGGUGAGUUGGUGAUUGCCCGCAUUCUGCAUGGGGGCAUGGUGGCUCAGCAAGGCCUGCUGCACGUGGGUGACAUCAUCAAGGAAGUGAAUGGGCAGCCGGUGGGCAGCGAUCCCCGGGCACUGCAGGAGCUCCUACGCAGCGCCAGUGGCAGCGUCAUCCUCAAGAUUCUGCCCAGCUACCAAGAACCCCAUCUGCCCCGACAGGUAUUUGUCAAAUGCCACUUUGAUUAUGACCCUGCCCGGGACAGCCUCAUCCCCUGCAAGGAAGCCGGCUUGCGCUUCAACGCUGGGGACUUGCUCCAGAUUGUAAACCAAGACGAUGCCAAUUGGUGGCAGGCAUGCCAUGUCGAAGGAGGCAGUGCAGGGCUCAUCCCCAGCCAGUUGCUGGAGGAGAAACGGAAGGCAUUUGUGAAGCGGGACCUGGAACUGACCCCGACCUCAGGGACCCUAUGCGGCAGCCUUUCUGGAAAGAAAAAGAAGCGAAUGAUGUAUUUGACCACCAAGAACGCAGAGUUUGACCGCCACGAGCUGCUCAUUUAUGAAGAAGUAGCCCGCAUGCCCCCGUUCCGCCGGAAAACCCUGGUGCUGAUCGGGGCACAGGGUGUGGGCCGGCGCAGCCUGAAAAAUAAGCUCAUUUUAUGGGAUCCAGACCGCUACGGCACCACAGUGCCCUACACAUCCCGGAGGCCCAAGGACUCAGAACGGGAAGGGCAGGGCUACAGCUUCGUGUCUCGUGGGGAGAUGGAGGCUGACAUCCGUGCUGGGCGAUACCUGGAACAUGGCGAGUAUGAGGGCAACCUGUAUGGAACGCGGAUCGACUCCAUCCGGGGUGUGGUCGCCUCUGGCAAGGUGUGCGUGCUGGACGUCAACCCCCAGGCCGUGAAGGUCCUGAGGACGGCUGAGUUUGUCCCUUACGUGGUAUUCAUCGAGGCUCCUGACUUUGAGACCCUGCGGGCCAUGAACCGGGCUGCGCUCGAGAGUGGCGUGUCCACUAAGCAGCUGACGGAGGCGGAUCUGAGGCGGACAGUGGAGGAGAGCAGCCGCAUCCAGAGGGGCUAUGGCCAUUACUUUGACCUCUGCCUCGUCAACAGCAACCUGGAGAGGACCUUUCGUGAGCUCCAGGCUGCCAUGGAGAAGCUGCGAACGGAGCCCCAGUGGGUGCCUGUCAGCUGGGUGUACUGAGCCUUGUUCCGGACCUCGGUUCCCUGCCUGGUUGGGAAUCCAUCUUUCACUCCACCUGUGACGCUCCCCCUCC